AUGAUGAAAACAAUCCUUCUUAUUAUCUGCUUGGCUUCCAUAAUUCAAAGUGAGAGAGUACCAGAAAACAUCGAAGAGAUCAAAAUCAAAGUCGAAUAGACUACCUAAUUUGUGGAAUAAACUGCCGAAGUAGUUCAAAAACGAAUCCUUGAAUAAGAAAUUGAAUUAACCCAUGAUAAUCAAGGAGGAGAAGAUAUCAAUAGUGAAGUGAAAGUACACCUCGAGGAAAGUGAAACUCAAUAGGAAAUUAAUACACAAUAAGAGGUUGAACCUGAAAAUAAUCAACCUCCAUAAUCGAAUGAAGAUGAUGACGUUGUAUCUUAAGGAGAAACUAUUUAGACAUCUGAUACCAAUGAGAAUCUCAAUUAAAAUAGUGAAAGAUAGGAGAGCUAAACCAUUGAAGAAAGCAAUGAAGAAUAAUAAGAAAAUGACCAAUGCAUCUCUGAGAAUUGCUAAUCAUAGACUGAGUAGAAUCAUAAUACAGAAUAAGAAUAGAAGUAGGAAUAAGUUGAGGAUUUGUAAGUAGAAAAUGAUGUGGAAGUGGACUAAAUCCAAUAAGAUAAUGAAUAAGUGACUUCAAAUUAAGUUAACGAAGAUUCAAAAAGUGAAGAUACAAACUAACAAUAAACAGAGUAGGUAGAAGAAUAAGUUGUUCUAAAUAUAGAAUAAGAAUAAUAAGAUUAAGAAUUGACUUCAAAUGAUAAAGAAAUUAAUGAUACUUAAUUAAAUGAAGAAACUUAAGAAUAACAAUAAAAUAAUGAACAAUCAAAUGAAUAAAAUGAAAAACAUGAUCAUGAUAAUUAAGAAAAUGUUGAACAAGAACAUCAUGAACAUACUCAUGAACAACAUGAACAUACUCAUGAACAACAUGAACAUCAUGAUCAUACUCAUGAACAUUAAGACCAUCAUGCACAUGAACAUGCUCAUGACCAUACACAUGAACAUGCCCACGAUCAUUCACAUGAACAUGCUCAUGACCAUUCACAUCAUCAUCACACAUAUGAUCACACACACUAUCAUCAUUAUUAAUAAGAAGAAUAAACCAUUACAAAUCAGGAUUAAUAAAAUGGAUGGUAAGUUCAAUUAUCUUUUAUUCCCAAUUACUAAGAGAUUUAGUCUAAACUAAUCAAAAUUUAACAUCAAUUACCAGAAUUAUUAGCAAAAUAUCUUCCUAAUUCAAAAUAGGAUUAAGUAAAUUACAGUGUUUUGAUUGUGUCAUUCCCCUCAUUGCCAAUAUUUUUAUUGCUUUUGAUUGUAAUAAUGUGAUAUUUAUUAUAGACUGUUGGAAUUAGAAACAGAGGAACAGCCAUUUAAUAUAUGAUAGCAUUUUCAUUCGGAACCAUGUUAGGAGAUGUAUUCUUCCAUAUGUUGCCUGAAAUCCUAGGAACUCACUCCCAUUCUCAUUAAGGUCAUGACCAUCAUGAGGAGAAUCCUUAAAUGUGCUUAGUUUUGGGUGGUGUUCUAUUGUUUGCAUUCAUUGAUUUGUUUAUUAUUAAAUUGAAGAACUUUAGAGGUUAAAGAGAUGCCUCACAUGAUCACGAACACAAUAAUUCAGUUAUUGUAUUCUUAUUUGGAGACUUCUUACAUAACUUUACAGAUGGUAUUGCAUUGGCUGCAACAUAUUCUAUCAGUUUAGCAUCUGGCAUUACAACUACAAUAGCUAUUUUUAUGCAUGAAAUACCUCACGAAAUCGGAGAUUUUGCUUACUUAUUAAAAUAAGGUAAAUGUGUUUUCGUUAUUCUUUUCACUUAAGUUGUCACAUCAAUAGGAUGUUUGGCAGGAGGAUAUGUUGGUAAUUUGUUAUUCUUAAAAUUAGGAUUACACUUUGCUAAGACCUUUUAAUAAGAACUAUUGUGUCUAACUUGUGGAAGUUUCCUCUAUGUAGCUUUAGUUAAUAUCUUACCAGAGUUAAAAUAAUCAUUCUCAUAUAGACCAAAAUUAGAAAGAUUGAUCAUGAAUCUAAUUUCUAUUGCAGCUGGUUUAUAUUUAAUGAAGUUCGUAGGAUAAUUAGAAUGAUUUGUAGUG
This is a messenger RNA of Paramecium octaurelia, 2025 nucleotides long. The record is from the annotation of a GenBank genome assembly. NCBI's taxonomy places the organism in Eukaryota, Ciliophora, Oligohymenophorea, Peniculida, Parameciidae.